AUGCAGUCCAUCCGCACCCUCCUCCGCGCCAGCAGCAGAGCUCCCGCAUCAGCCGCCCGCCUGACCACCAACACUACCAGCAUCCGUCUCGCCCGGCCGAUCCACCAGUCGGCAGCACUACAACUCCCCUACAAGGACGACCAGGACCGCAAUUCCCUCAAGCCGCGGGCGCACGAGUACACGGGCAGCGGGACGGACGAGGGCACGGCGGCCAACGAGGACGCGGCCUUCAACCCGGACAAGACGAGCCCCGAGGCCGCCAAGGAGACCGCGGGUAAGGGCAACGACACCAACCCGCUCGAGGUCAGCCCCGCCAACCCGGACACGGCCAAGGCCGGCCGCGGCAAGGAGGACGACAGGCCCCAUGGGGGGCAGUCCAAGGCGAGCCGGGGCGGGGACGCGCCGAAGGCUGGGAAGGUUUAG
This is a messenger RNA of Anthostomella pinea, 423 nucleotides long. The record is from the annotation of a GenBank genome assembly. NCBI's taxonomy places the organism in Eukaryota, Fungi, Ascomycota, Sordariomycetes, Xylariales, Xylariaceae.